This is a messenger RNA of Mesorhabditis belari, 738 nucleotides long. The record is from the annotation of a GenBank genome assembly. NCBI's taxonomy places the organism in Eukaryota, Metazoa, Nematoda, Chromadorea, Rhabditida, Rhabditidae.
AUGGCAACGGCAGUGGGUCGCUCAACACCGCAUCCAUUUCCUCCGUCAAAUCACCAACAAUCAAGAGCGAUUCGUGGACCGAUUUCGAAUCUCGCAACAACAUUUUCUUCACCAAAUGUUUCUACAAAGGGUUCAAUCCGGUUUCAUGCGUUUCACGGCGAGAAUAUCGUUCUUUUCGAGGACAGACGACGAGCGUUAAGGAGCGCCAGCUUUGAGAAGGCUUUGGUCUUCACGGAGAGAGCUCUCAGAGUCGGUGAACCGUUUUGUGUUUCGAUUGAAGGAGUCGAGGGUGGAUGGACGGGUCAUCUUCGCGUUGGGCUCACCACCGCAAAUCCAGCUGAUAGACCUGAUUCAAGCAUCCUUUCCGAAACCUCAUGGAUGAUCUCAAUCUCGCCAUUCUCCUCCUUGGACUCUCCAUCGACUUCCCUUCCAACGGAUAUCGGGAGUCGGAUCGGCGUUUACUAUUUGCCAAGUGAAAACGAUCCAGCUUAUGCUAGAUUAUACAUUGUUUGGAAUGGUCACAGUGUUCCCUCGGAUAUUGAUCGGAUACCUAUGGAUCGACCGUUGUAUGGAGUGGUUGAUGUCUUCGGGAAUACCAAAGAGGUGAGAGCGGCCACCGAAAUGAACGGUCCACCACGUCUCGCCGAGUUGUGUUCACGCACCGUGCGGAUGCUCGUCUCAAAAGGAAUCUGUUCAAUGGCAAAACUUCCGCCAUCACUUCAACAAGAGCUUUUCCAA